AAUGAAUAAAUAUUUUUUUUCAGAGUUGAAAAUGUGGCUUUAGAUAUACUUUGUACAUUUGCUUUAAAAUCUUGAAAGCUUGAUUUUGGUGGAAGAUGACGUUUUCUAUGUCUGAGCUGGAUCAGUCUCAUAGGAUCGAAAUGGAACAGGAGGAAGACGACUUACCCUUGAAAUCUACCAAAGAGUUGGAAGAAGCAAAAAAAGCAGAAAAGGAGAAACAAGCUCGAAAUGAUGAUAUUGCCCUUGUUGUUUGUAUGGUCUGUCUAAUUCUUCUUACUGCAUUAACUGUAGUGUUCAAAAUAAUGUUUGUUGAUCCUGUUUCUGAUCCAAACCUUGUAACAUUUCGUCCUCUCAAACAGAACGUUGGCUCUAACGAAAAGUAUACCGGAAAUGGAUAUCUCCCCUGCAACGGAUAUAUACCCUGCCAACCGGAAUAUCUUUCACCGCAUGAAUUAGAAGAACGCAUUAAGGACGCAAUGCCAUGCCAUGAUUACAAUGAGAAGGGUGAUGGUCCAUCAGGUUGCUGGUAGAACAAAAUGGUGAAAUAAAAUUUUAAUAAUUCAAUAUGGUAAAAUUAUAUCAAGGGAACCCUAUGUAAUAAGUUUAUUUGUUCCUGUUCAUAAUCAAUUGGUUUUUACUUUAAAAAGUAUUUUCUCCGUGUCGAAAACUAUUUUAUUUUACAAACACCCCGAUGUUCCCAUUGGUUGUGCACUGUGCAAUGUAAAGUUUCAUAUAUAUAUAGAGAUUCGACCAAUUGCCCCGUGUUUUUGCUUCUAAUCAUAGAACAAUUUUAUACACAGAGAAAAAACUUUUCGGUCUUUCAAUAGGUAAAAAACAAUGACAGUUUAUUAUUAAAAAUGUAGGUUGUAAACAAAAUUAUUCCUGUUGCAGCUUUAAUUCUUAGAUAACAACACUCCUAGCUCAGAACUAAAGGUGAAUAAAAAGAAAAUAUUUCAGAAUUUCCACAUUCAAUGUUACAUUUUAUUAUGGAAAAUAAAAAUGUCUGUGGUUUAUUCUUUCUCUUAAAAACUCUUUAAUUUUAGCCUUUAGGUAAUAAGUCUUAAAUCUAGAACAAAAGACAUUUUGUUUUUGUAAAAAAUCUGUUAGUUUUAUAUAAAUAUCCUUUUU
Molecule: messenger RNA, 1128 nt
Organism: Eurytemora carolleeae
Lineage: Eukaryota; Metazoa; Arthropoda; Copepoda; Calanoida; Temoridae
Exons: 6
Coding region: 96-530 (144 amino acids)
Source: RefSeq, a predicted model, not a curated record